Messenger RNA from Elgaria multicarinata webbii, 3882 nucleotides. RefSeq lists its product as uncharacterized. The record is from RefSeq and is a predicted model, not a curated record. Lineage: Eukaryota; Metazoa; Chordata; Lepidosauria; Squamata; Anguidae. The coding region runs from base 406 to 2196 and encodes 596 amino acids. The transcript is spliced from 3 exons.
GCAAACGUGUCCAGCUCUUGCUUCUUCCUUGAAAGACGCCUGUUUGGAGUAUAACACAUCUGUCUUGUUAUACGGACAGUCCAGUUUCACCAUUUCUGAUGCUUUCCUCUCCACUGCUGUAAGAGAACCAGGAGGCUGAAGGCGAGGGGACGUGAGAUUCCCAUCAGCAGCUCCCGGAGAGCCGCUUUGAGAAAUCAGUAGGGGUGGGUGGGUCAAAACUCCCCCACCCACCCCCCAAAGCAUCCCGUCGGCAAAACCUUUUCCGUUCAACUCCUUCCGCGCCCCUCGUUUGCUGCCUCUUCGGCCCUUGGGGCGGGCCAGCCGUCAGCCCUCGCGGGGCCGGAUCCGUCCCAAGGGCUUUGAGUAUCCGAUCCCUAACGCCAGACCUCGCUCGGGGCAGACGGCAUGGCAACCGGGAGAGGGGAAACGGCCGCCCUUCACCUCCAGUUCCAGGGCACUCCAGAACCAGGGAGACAGCCGGCUCUGAAAAUGGAGGAUCAAGAGGCGGCCGCCCACGAGCUUGCGGGAAGAGGAGGAGUCCCACGUUUCCUUCAGGUCGGCUCCAUGCGGGAGUUUUUGGCCGGGGACGCUUCUCAGCAGGUGAAACAAGAACCGGAUGAAAGGGUGCAGACGCCACAGCCUCAGCAGCCGCAGCAGCAGCAGCAGCACCACCACCACUGGGAGGCCCCGAGGCAGGAAUUCCCGAAGGCGGUGCAGUACCCCCCGUCGGGAUGGAGAAACCCUCCACUGCACAAACCCCUGCAAUGGGACACGAAUUCUUUCCAGGCCUCCUACGAGGCCCCGGCCAACGCCAGCCCGUGGCCUUCGGGAGGAGGCUGGGUAACGCAGGGCCUACCGUGCCUCGGCGGAAACGCGCAGCCCGUCUACAGCGGCCCGGAUCACCGAGAGCGAAGGAACUACGGCAACGUGAAGGAAGAGGCUCUGCACGAGGACACCGUCAGCACGGAGGUCCGUCGCCAGCGGUUCCGGCACCACCGCUACCAGGAGGCCGAGGGCCCCCGGGAGAUUUGCCGGCAGCUGCAGGAGCUCUGCCACCAGUGGCUGAGGCCGGAGCGGCACACCAAGGAGCAGAUCCUGGAGGUGCUGAUCCUGGAGCAGUUCCUGAGCAUCCUGCCCCAGGAAAUUCAGAAUUGGGUCCGGGAACACCGGCCGGAGACCUGCGCCCAGGCGGUGGCCUUGUCGGAGGAUUUCCUGAUGAGGCAGCGAGAGGCCCAGAGAAAAGAGCAGCAGGUGCUGUGGACCUUUGAGGAGGUGGUGGUGAACCCGCCCUUGGCUCAGCAGGUGCCGUAUCCCUCCGUGACGCAACAGGUGCAUUACCCCACGGUGGCCCUGCCGGUGCAGUAUCCGCCCCUGGCCCCGCAGACGCAGUAUCCCGCCAUCGGACAGCAGGCCCCCAAUCCCGUCAUGUCGGACAGAGCACCGCUGGAUCCUGGGAGGACGCUGAUGUGCCGGGAGCCCGUGCCGGAGGGCGGCAGGAGCCUCAGGCCGUAUGGACCCAUCCAAGAGUUCCGGAGGCCCCUCACAAACGCGGAGCGGAUGCGGAACCGGAGGAUGCGGAACCGGAAGCAGCGCCUGGAGACCAGCAUGCAGCUCGUCGAGUCGGCGUCGCGGGCUCCCUCGAUGCUUUUGGACGCCAUGCGGGGGCUGCACCGGCAGGACCUGAAGGCCUUCGACCGGGCCCGGCAAGAGGAAAGGCAGCACCGGAAACAAGAGAGGCGGCAGGACCGGGCCACAGCCCAGCUCAUGGUCACUGCCAUCGAACGCUCCCACAGCGACCUGGGGGAGUUCCUGGGAAGGCAAACCACCACCAUGGCGGCCAUCGCAGCAGUAUUUACCAACCAGAGGUCUCCCCCGCAAGGGGCCUACCCUGGCUAUGGUUCUCACCAAGGGUACAACAACCCGCCUUGGGGCCCACCGGAGCCCGGAACACCCCUGCCACCCAGUCACGUGCCCGGUAUGCCUUCAGAGCCCAUGAGUGGCCCGUUAAUUCCAUGCCCGGUGCCGCCUCUGGCUGCCCCCGGCGGCAUAUGCGACCCAGUCCCUGAACCACCACCUACAGACGGACCUAGAGAAGAUGUUGGUCCAGACGCACCCACGCCUUCAACCUCCGACACCACUUCCUGUACCCUCGACACGAGGCCGAACAGAGGGACGAAACGAAAGUCGUGGGAAUGAUGAACGUUGACUUUCCCUCCACCCUAUCUGUAGUUUUUACUCAAAUUGUGACAUAAAAAUUCUCAACGGGCAAGGUUGCCGUGACCCCCGCCCCUCGUUUUAACAGGAAGGCCCAACUAUCUAUGCAAAAAGGUGUAAGCAAAGUCCCACACCAAUAGCUUGUGAACCAGAGCUUAUAUUGUUACAGUGGCUAAAGAGGUGAAUGUUGAUUCACAAGGCUGUUGUGUAGCUUUGGGAAGUCAUCUCUGCCCACCUGUAAAAUGGGCAUUACUAGCCUACCUCGCAGGGUGGUUGUCAGGGCAAAGCACCAUAAAUGCAUACGCCAUUAAGGCUGUUCUACUUUUCAAGCAAUCAAAGGUGGAGGAGGGAGGCAGCAAGAAAAAGCUCUUCAGAUGAAGCUAUGUCACAUCCCAAGCCCCAUAUAGGCCAGGGUUGAUGAAACUAUUUCUCAACCUUUUUAUUUAUUUCAUUAUAUUUAUUAUAUAUAUAUAUAUUAAAGAAGUAUAUCCCGACUGUCUAUACUAGAUGUCCAAGUCAGCUAACAGCAAUCAGAACCACAACGUUGCAGCAAUAUACAAUAAAAGAACAGAAACAGUAAUGUUGGAUACUGAGAAAAUAAAACCAGCAGCCAGCAAGAAACUUAAAAAGUGAGCAGUGCAGCAGAGGGCAAUCUUGAACAAUCUUUAUUGAGUCUGUCCUCGGAGCUAGUCCACAAGGAACAUCACUUUUAUACCCAUUUUGCAGAAAGGGGAAUGCGGGGUGUGUGUGAGACUGAGAUUUGUUCCAAACCCUUGAUAUUUUAUAAUAAGAAUACUUAUAAUAAGGAGGAUAGAACCAUUGUUGGCUUGUUACCUAUGCAGUGUGGCUUGUUAUCCACCUUGAACAACCCAACAAAAAAACCCCUGGGUUCUUAAAGUGGCUUGUUCAAGGAAAAAUAAGCCAUGUUGCAUGGUUAACAAGUCACCCUGCGGAAAAUGUCCUGGGUUCAGACCAUAUACUAACCCACGGUUCAACAACAACCGCACAGUCAACCACUGAGUGUGGGUUAGUGUCUUUUGUAUGCCGCCCCAUUUUGUUGGAAGCACUGCAGUGUACCAGGGAGCCCCAAAAGCCCACCUCAGCCCCUGCCCUCGGAGCAAAUGGAGAACAGGGACCUUCCAUCUUUGUGCCAUCAAGGAGGAGGUGGAACUCCAGCUUGGGGUUGACUUAGAACUGCAGAAGGAGGGACCUGGAUUGUACCACUCCACAGGGGUGGAGACUGCCUAUUCGAUUGUCCCUCUCAUUUAUAAAGAAAACACCAAACAAAAACCUUCCUUGCACAGGGAAAGCUAGCAUAUCAGGGAGAAAGUAUUUAGCAUAGCACAGCCUUGUAAACAAGCCCACAAAAGUUGUUAUACUGGGGAGCGGGGGUGGGGGUGAGAUGCUAGCCUGCUAAGAAGCUGGCAGCCUGAAUGUCUGGGCUGGCUGUGGGGGAAGCCCCCCCCCACCUCGAAAUGCAGGCCAAGUAAAAAAAGAAAAAGCCGUCUACCAUGCAGGACUGGAGGAAGAGGGAGGGUGCACAUUCAGAUCCUUCUCCACCAGCACUACAUCUCGGUGUUGGGUGUGGAGGAACCAAGCAUGAAACCCAAGCGAUGCAGCAAUCCAAUCCCUCCUCCACCAGCCCACUCCCUCACCUGCGUGGAACAG